Molecule: messenger RNA, 1194 nt
Organism: Triplophysa dalaica
Lineage: Eukaryota; Metazoa; Chordata; Actinopteri; Cypriniformes; Nemacheilidae
Product: E3 ubiquitin-protein ligase RNF138-like
Exons: 5
Coding region: 620-1120 (166 amino acids)
Source: RefSeq, a predicted model, not a curated record
AAUACCAAGUAUUGUAACUUCAGCAUUAUUGUGACAAGUUGUCUUUGCUCUUGGUUGGGGAUGGAGUGGUCUGAGCUGGGAUGUUCAGAUGGUUGUAUUUUUCUUUGGUGGUGGAAUUACCUUAGAUGGAGCUGAUGAUGGUCAGUCAGUCUGCAGCUGUAGCUGGCCUAAUCUCUAGUUGGGGAUGGGCAUAUGUCAAUCAUCUGGACCUGGCGGAAUUUCUCACUACCUCGGGGUGGGCAUCCCGAGGCGGAGGCAGAAGGAGAUUAAUUAGCGUAGCUGCUGUUCAUUAACUAUGCAUUAAGUGAAAGCUUGGCUGAAAAGAUGUGUCUUUAAUCUAGAUUUAAAUUAGGAGAGUGUGUCUGACCCUCGAAUAGUAUUAGGAAGGCUAUUCCAGAGUUUAGGUGCUACGUAUGAGAAAGCUCGACCCCCUUUGGUGGAUUUAGUUAUUCUAGAUGUCAUCAAAAGUCCAUCAAAAGAGUUUUGAGAUCUUAGAGAGCGUGAUGGGUUGUUAUGGGAUAAAAGCUCAGUUAAGUAAGUAGGGGCUAAACCGCUUAAGGCUUUGUAAGUAAUUAAGUUUACCCGCAACUUAAUUAAGGGGACGUCAAGACGCAACGUCAUGCCCAUCCCCUUUCAACUGCUUCUGUUGCCACUACUCCCCCUGUUCCUGCUCGAAGGGCCAUGUCUCAACCUGCACAUACCAUCACAACGUGCAACUGUUAUUGCUGUCCCAGCACCUCCAGCUUCACCAGCACCACUAUACCAAACCCUGGAUGAUGAGUUUGAUGACUGUCUGCUUCAAACUGAGAUCAAUGAAAUAGGAAUGAGGCAGCAGGAGCAAAUACAGGGCUCUACUCUGAGAACAUUGGUGUGCCCUUACUGUCAGAUGGGUGGGCUGGAUGCUAAGGAACUGCGGGAUCACUGCAAUGCCCAACUUGCCUAUGACAGCACACGUGUGGUUUGUCCUGUGUGUGUUGUUUUGCAUCAUGGUGAUCCACAGUACUACAGCCGCAAUUUUAUCGGCCAUCUUAAUCUGCGACACAUUGAGGAUAUAACUAAUGAUGAAGUCAACUUUCAGUGUGCCCUCAUGGAGUCAUAUAAUGAAAACAUCCCGAUGUAACCAUCAUUUUAAAAAGUGAAGUAAGCAUGGUUUUGGUGUAUUGAUUACUAUUUGACAUUAGGGAAAUAUUUUGA